Messenger RNA from Lachancea thermotolerans CBS 6340, 1491 nucleotides. It is a transcript of the gene ARO8, whose product is annotated as bifunctional 2-aminoadipate transaminase/aromatic-amino-acid:2-oxoglutarate transaminase. The record is from RefSeq and is a predicted model, not a curated record. The coding region runs from base 1 to 1491 and encodes 496 amino acids. The transcript has a single exon. NCBI's taxonomy places the organism in Eukaryota, Fungi, Ascomycota, Saccharomycetes, Saccharomycetales, Saccharomycetaceae. Gene Ontology annotation, molecular function: L-2-aminoadipate:2-oxoglutarate transaminase activity; aromatic-amino-acid:2-oxoglutarate transaminase activity; pyridoxal phosphate binding. Gene Ontology annotation, biological process: L-tyrosine biosynthetic process; aromatic amino acid catabolic process.
AUGACCGUUGGAGAAUCGCUAGACUUCUCGCACUUAUACUCCGAGGAAACCAAGUCGCGUAAGUCCUCGCCACUGAAAACAUGCAUUCAUUUGUUCCAGGACCCUAAUAUCGUGUUCCUGGGUGGAGGACUACCCCUCAGCAAAUACUUCCCCUGGGAAAAUCUGCAGGCAGAAUCGCCGCUGCCACCUUUCCCCAACGGAAUUGGCGCGGCUCCCUCGGGCGACGCCAAGGACACCUGCGUCACCAGCAUCCCCAAGGACGGGACUUCCAAGGCGGGCGACACCAACGAUAUCCCACUGUCGCGCGCACUACAGUACGGUUUCAGCAUGGGCCAGCCUGAGUACUUGUCCUUUGUGAGGGAGCACACUCAACUCGUUCACAAAAUGCAAUACGAGGACUGGGACGUGCUCGCCACCAUCGGUAACACGGGCUCAUGGGAAUCGACGCUGCGUAUCUUCUGUAACAGAGGUGACACUAUCCUUGCCGAAAAGUACACUUUUUCUUCCUCGGUCUAUGCUGCCGAGGCUCAGGGUGUCAACGUCUUCCCUGUGCCACUAGAUGCCGACGGAUUAAUUCCUGAGAGAUUGGAGGCCAUCCUCGACAACUGGAACCCAGAGACCCCUAAGCCUAAGCUUUUGUACACGAUCCCCACAGGUCAGAACCCAACUGGGUCCUCUCUCAGCGACGACCGUAAGAAGGAAAUUUACCGCAUUGCGCAAAAGCACGACUUCAUCAUUAUCGAAGAUGAGCCUUACUACUUCUUGCAGAUGGACGCUUACGAGAAGGACCCCUCCAAGAGAAAGGCGAUCGAAUUUGCAUCCCACGAUGAAUUUGUUAACUCUUUGGCCAAAUCUUUUAUUUCCUUGGACACUGAGGGCCGUGUUAUCAGAAUGGACUCUUUCUCCAAGGUCUUAGGACCUGGUACCAGACUCGGCUGGCUUGUUGGUUCCAAGAGAAUUUUGAGAGCUUACACUCAAUUGCACGAGAUGACCAUUCAAAACCCAUCCGGGUUCAGUCAAGCCAUAGUUUCAGGUACCUUGAACCGUUGGGGUCAGCACGGUUUCUUGGACUGGUUGAUUGGUCUUCGCCAAGAGUACAAUGAAAAGCGUGAUGUCGCUAUCGACGCCUUAUACAAGUACGUGCCCAGCACCCCCGCGCUAACGGUCACUCCACCUAUUGCUGGUAUGUUCUUCACCGUUAAUAUCGACGCCUCUGCCCACCCAGAGUUCGCAACCAAGUACCAGUCUAAGCCUGAGUUGGUCGAACAAGCUAUUUACGAAAAGGUCAUCGCUUGUGGCGUGCUCGUUGUCCCAGGGAUCUGGUUCAAGGCCGACGGUGAGACAACGCCAGCCCAACCUAAAGAGAGCAAGGCGGAGCCUAACCCUAACGGUAUUUUCUUCAGAGGCACCUACGCUGCCGUUCCUUUGGACAAACUCCAGGAUGGUAUCAAGCGCUUCGGUAUUGCCUUGAAAGAGGAAUUUGGUCUAUGA